UGAAAUACAUAUAUUAUGUUUACAGCGGAUUGCAAUUUUAGUGAAAACCUAGAUGUUUCUAACAAUAAACAAGCUGGUGUUACUUGGUUUUUUAAAAAUCAUUUUGUCUCAACUUUCAAAAGCAGCUGGCGUUGAUGAUUCAAGACUUAUUUAAAGUAAAACGCAUUGAGUCAUUUUUUCAAUCUACGCGAGUCAACUUUAUCACUCAAAUGACGUUCAUGUGUCACGGGUCCACCGUCUUUAUUAAUACAUGAGUAUGGAAUGUUGCAAAUUCAGGACGAGACACCUUUGAAUGCGGAUUAAUUGAUACACCUUGCUUAUCUAUAAACUACGUAAUAAAUAUGGCUAAACCUGAAGAUGAAAUCAAUAUAAGAUCUCAAUUUUUGCAUGAAGAGUUUCAUAUUUGUAAUAGUCUGCAUGAUAACUUCAUUACAGCAUCAAUUUCAGUUAUUGGGGUUGUCUAUCGGCCGAAGAUAUUAUGUAAUUUCAACCAGUUUGCAUUCAGGAUAGUUGGAAAUAGUAGUGUGAUGGAAGUAAACUUUACAAACUUAGAAUUUGCAAGUAAUUACCAGUCUAGUUAUAAUGAACAAUCAACUUGUAUCCCUGGAAAUAGUGGAUUUUUUCAUACCAUAAACGCUAAUUUAAAUAUUCAUAACUGCGUGUUUAGAGAUAUUUGUACUGCUGUAUUGACUGAAUACACCGAUCAGACUCUUCAUUCUCUUGUAAUCAAGUAUUCUGAAAUCAUUUUUGUUAGUUACUUCAUUUAUUCUCCUAAUGUUAACCGUGCAAAUAUCACGGUCAUUUCAACUAUAAUUACUAGCAACUCAUAUAGAAAUUCCGUUUCUCAUGCAAUUAGUAUAACAUCUUUUUCGGAAUUAAUUGUGUCUAUUAUUGAAAGUGCAAUAGAACAUACAAAUAAAGGUGUCGCUAUAAAAGUAAUGAAUGGAACUUAUAAUAUCAAAAUUAGAAAAAACAUUUUUUCAGAAAACAAUGGCCAAUGUAUUAUUUUAAAGUUUGCCAGAAUGGUCAAAACUAACACAUCGUAUGUUUUUUUAAGAGAUAACCAGUUUAUAAAAAAUCGAGGGGUCUUCGCAUCUGCAUUGCAUCUAAAAGCUGACUUAAAACAGCCUGAUGAAAUUAUAUGUUGGAUAAAAGGUAACAUUUUUUUAAACAACAAAGCUGAAAGAUUUUUUGGGACGAUGUAUGUUGAUGGCAUUACGGUUUAUAUUGAACAUUCUGACUUUGCAAACAAUGCCGUCGGCGAUUAUCUUGGAUCAGUGCAAGGUUUUGGAGGUGCUAUAUACACUGAGGAAUUUUCGAAAGUUAUCGUUAGUUAUUCCACAUUUAUUAAUAAUACUUGCUCUGGCUUUGGCGGAACAAUAUUUACACGCGGAUUUUUUUCAUGCUUAAACUGUCUAUUUAUAGGCCCUAGCAAUGUCUUUAUUAGGCCUUUAUUAGGUGAUAUUUUGUAUGCUACCGCUGGAACGGAGCUUUUUAACACUACUUGGGUACCAAAAGUUAUGCCCGGUUCGUUUAGAGCAUUCAUUUGGCACCCCGGAAGUCCAACAAAGGAAGAUUGGUCAAUAAUAGUUGCUGGUUAUUUUAAUGCCAGGUGUCCUGAAGGUCACAAUAUUAGUUAUUACGGUAUUGAAAGAGAUUUAUUAACCAAAACAAAGAGACUAACGCUUACAUGUGAAUCGUGUCCUACAAACCAUUAUAGUUUAUCCUCAGGUGAGCUAAAUAUAUAUCAAAACAAUGGAAUAGUAUACAAAAACAUAAGCACAUAUGUUCAAUGUCACCAUUGCAAGUUCGGUGGUGUUUGUAAUCAAGGUUCCAUUCGACCUCAAGGUAACUACUAUGGGUAUAAAACAGGUUUAUUAGGUGAUGAAGUUCGUUUUUUGCCUUGUCCUGUAGGUUACUGUUGCAAGGGAACUCACUGUGAAAAGUUUGAUUCUUGCAACACUAAUCGUACUGGUACUUUGUGUGGCAAAUGUAAAAAAGGAACCAGCGAAAAUCUUAUAAACUCUAACUGCAUAGAUCAUAAAGAUUGUAACGAUAAAUGGUUUUGGUCCUUAUAUAUUGCUUUAGGUACAGCUUAUAUUAUAACAUUUAUGUACUUAGAUAAGAUAAGUAUAUUUGUUAAAGAGCAGCUUGUUUGGUGGGAUAAAAAAAUUUAUAAGCAUGACGAUUUACAUCAAUACGAAAUUUUAAAAAUUGAAAAAGAAGUUACAAUAAUUACGGAAACUAGCGAAGAAAACUUUGGAAGCAGUAGUGAUGAAAAUGAAAAAAUUAAAACAGAACCAUCAAACUCUUUAUUUCAAAAACCUUGUAACAUGUUUCAAUAUGAAAACAGAAGGAAAGAGCCAGAUAUAUUUACAGACAUAACAAAUAUCUCUUUUUACUUCUUUCAAAUGUUUUUGCUCAUACGAAUGCAAGAAAGUGAAAUUUUUGACAAAAUCUUGAGUUGUCUUCGUUCAGUAUUUAGUAGCUUAUUUACAUUGUCAAUACAAACAAGUUCUUCUUUUUCAAUUUGUCCCAUUGCUGGGUUAAACGCAAUUACAAAAAUGAUAUUUCUACAAUCUUUAGCUUGCUAUGUUCUUUUUGUCAUGCUUUUACUUCAUGCAACAUCUUAUGUUUUGAAGUUUUUUGUCUUGAACGAUUACCAAAAAGAACAAACAAUAAGAUUCAGCGUCCGUCUAAAGGUUGCAACAAUUCAGAUUAUUUUAAUAGCGUACGCUACUCUGACGUCAAUGUCAUUAGCACUACUAAAUUGUGUACCUGUCAGUAAUAAAUAUGUCCUGUUUAUUGAUGGAACAAUAACAUGUUUUCGAUGGUGGCAAUUUGUUAUAUUUGCGUUUGUGAUUGGAUGGAUUAUUCCAUUCCCAAUUGUUUUAGUUUGUAGUAUUGUCCAUCUGAAAAUUGGUGCAAUUAGUUAUAAUAAAUUUGUAUUGGGAUGGGCAUUACCUUUAUGUUAUUUAAUAUGGACAAUAACUAUGCAUUUGUUUUACAAAGAUCAGUUAAUAGCAAGCAUAAAAUCAGAACAUUAUACACAGUCAGAUGAUUAUUCCAAAGAUGAAGAAAAAAUUUCUAUUAAUGAGAUUUUAUAUAAACUUGAGAGUCCUUAUAAAGGCAUUAUGUUUACUAACACAAGACAUUCUGCAAAUAAUAUAUAUGAAGGAAAAAAUUUAGUUUAUAUAAGACAACCUUCAUUUUGGCAAGGCACUUUAAUUGCGAGACGUCUUAUUCUUAUUAUUGCGUUUACAUUUAUUAGCAGCCCUGUUUUCCGUUUAUAUUUUGCAUUACUACUUUGUACUUUGUAUCUUGUGCACCAUCUUUACUUUCGACCGUAUCUCAUAAAAGCUGCAAAUAUAUUUGAAACCUUGACAUCAGUGAUUUUAAUACUUUUCUGCAGUUUUAACUUGUUCUUUGCAUACAGUUACGUGAGUGAUUUGCCGCCUGAAGCUGCUGAUGAGAACUUGGGGACACUAUUUCGGUGGUUUGAAGCAACAAUUUUAAUUUUUAUACCAACAUUUAUUGUUGUAAUAUUGUUUGCUCUCGUAUUAACGCGCAUUAUAAGUUUGUCAUUCAAAUUAUGUCGGUAUUUAUACAGAAUUUUUUUGAGUUUAAUUUGAUUAUAUACAUUGAGUUUUAA
Hydra vulgaris (swiftwater hydra) is the source of this 3652-nucleotide messenger RNA. RefSeq lists its product as uncharacterized. The record is from RefSeq and is a predicted model, not a curated record. Lineage: Eukaryota; Metazoa; Cnidaria; Hydrozoa; Anthoathecata; Hydridae.